Molecule: messenger RNA, 2370 nt
Organism: Ceratotherium simum simum (southern white rhinoceros)
Lineage: Eukaryota; Metazoa; Chordata; Mammalia; Perissodactyla; Rhinocerotidae
Source: RefSeq, a predicted model, not a curated record
AUGGCGUGUAACCUUGACUCCUUCGACUCCGUCGUAAAGUUCAAAGGCGGUGACCCGGCGGUCCUAGGGUCCCUGCUCCGGGGCCAGAGGCGCACUGUCAGUGCAGCCAGAGUUGGGGGACAGCCCGAGACCACGGAGGAAGGUGCUGCGGACCUCGGCGGGCGGCGCCGGGGUCACAUCUCGUGGCCUAGGGCCGACGACGAGUCAUCCCAUUCCAUGUGGCCUCAGCGUGACCGGGCAGCCGCCCCACCGCACGACCACGUCCGCGCGCAGCAGGGUCAAUCCUCCCGGCCCCUGUGCACAGCGCCUGGGACCGCCCCGGACAGGAAGCGCUACCUGUGGGAGCGCUACCAGGAGGCGAAGAGGAGCACGGACGAAUUGGUUCCUUCAAUUAUGAACAACUUGUUGAAUCCAGAUGCCAUUUUCUCAAACAAUGAGAUGAGCCUGUCGGACAUUGAAAUCUACGGCUUUGAUUAUGACUACACCUUGGUGUUUUAUUCAAAGCACCUCCACACACUGAUAUUUAAUGCCGCUCGAGACCUUCUCAUCAAUGAACAUCGGUAUCCCGUGGAAAUCAGGAAGUACGAGUAUGACCCAAGUUUUGCAAUUCGUGGACUUCAUUAUGAUGUGCAGCGGGCAGUAUUGAUGAAGAUUGAUGCUUUUCAUUACAUCCAGCUGGGAACUGUCUACCGAGGCCUCAGCGUUGUCCCUGAUGAAGAAGUCAUUGAAAUGUACGAGGGGUCCCAUGUGCCUUUGGAGCAGAUGAGUGACUUUUAUGGAAAGAGUUCUCACGGAAACACCAUGAAGCAGUUCAUGGACAUCUUCUCCCUGCCAGAGAUGACCCUCCUGUCCUGUGUGAACGAGUACUUUCUGAAGAACAACAUCGACUAUGAGCCUGUGCACCUGUACAAAGAUGUCAAGGACUCAAUUCGAGACGUGCACAUCAAAGGAAUCAUGUACAGAGCGAUCGAAGCCGAUAUUGAAAAAUACAUCUGCUACGCCGAGCAGACCCGUGCGGUGCUGGCUAAACUGGCUGAUCAUGGCAAGAAGAUGUUUCUCAUCACCAACAGCCCCAGCAGUUUUGUGGACAAAGGGAUGAGGUAUAUUGUUGGAAAAGAUUGGAGGGACCUGUUUGAUGUGGUCAUCGUUCAGGCCGAGAAACCAAACUUCUUUAAUGAUAAGCGGAGACCUUUCCGGAAGGUGAAUGAGAAAGGUGUCUUACUCUGGGAUAAAAUCCACAAGUUGCAGAAAGGCCAGAUUUACAAGCAGGUAUCUCAUGACCAAUUUAUCUUUUUUGUUGCUUUGUGUUUUUCUGAUCUUUGCAAUCAGGAUUUGACCCUGAAGCACGGCUGGCGAACUGGUGCUAUUAUCCCAGAAUUAAGAUCUGAGCUCAAAAUCAUGAACACGGAGCAGUACAUUCAAACCAUGACCUGGCUACAGACCCUCACCGGGUUAUUGGAGCAGAUGCAGGUUCACAGAGAUGCUGAGUCACAGCUGGUUUUGCAGGAGUGGAAAAAGGAAAGAAAGGAGAUGAGAGAAAUGACCAAAAGUUUCUUCAACGCCCACUUUGGAAGCUUGUUCCGCACAGACCAGAACCCCACCUACUUCCUGAGGCGCCUGUCGCGAUUUGCCGACAUCUACAUGGCAUCUCUGAGCUGCCUCUUGAACUACGAUGUCAACCACACGUUCUACCCCAGGAGGACUCCACUGCAGCACGAACUCCCCGCCUGGUCAGAGAGGCCCCCCGCCUUCAGACUCCCCCUCCUGCGGGAGGCCCAGGCCAAGUAGCAAAGUGCCCACCUGUGGAAAAAGGCAGAAACAGUGACAGUUGCAGAUUGGGCAGACAUGAUGGGGUUGACUUUGUGUGGCUCUGGGUGUUGCUUCGGAAAAGAUACAGAUAUGCCUUUUGAUAUUUAUUUUGUACAUUAUGAGAAUACUCCCCCAGUGGUGAAGACAGAAGCCAGCAGCCCCCUGGUCACGCCUUCCUGUACAUGCAGGGCUGAACGGCAAGCUUCAUAUUGAAACUGUGAUCAGCCUUCUUGUUUACUAAGGUACUGUGACUGGUGUCAGUUUUUCUGGAAUAGGUGAGACUUCUUGAUGCCCUCUCUGUAUUCCAGCAGGUGACGUUUUGCUUGACUCUUCCGUGGAAUGUCCUGGGCAUUUACAGGCCGUGCUUGGGGAAGUGCAGGGCCACGAUGAUGUGCAGUGAUAAACUGCGUGCAGAAAGCCGAUGAUUUAGUGAGGUCUACAAUAGCAGAACACGACAGUCAGUAGCAGGAUGAUCCCCAAACAGCAGCGGCUCCCACAUCGUUCGGCAUGAGGACUUUGGGAUUCUGGAGCAUCACUUGAAAGGAGACUCAGCCUCCUGGA